Molecule: messenger RNA, 1914 nt
Organism: Helianthus annuus (common sunflower)
Lineage: Eukaryota; Viridiplantae; Streptophyta; Magnoliopsida; Asterales; Asteraceae
Product: transcription factor MYB3R-5
Exons: 9
Coding region: 197-1576 (459 amino acids)
Biological process (GO): regulation of DNA-templated transcription
Cellular component (GO): nucleus
Molecular function (GO): DNA-binding transcription factor activity, RNA polymerase II-specific; RNA polymerase II cis-regulatory region sequence-specific DNA binding
Source: RefSeq, a predicted model, not a curated record
CUCGGGAACAGAGCGUUAAGAAGCCCUAGCUACCUCUAUACAAAUUCUUUCGCAUCUUUUUCCGCUCUGUUUCCUUCUCAUUAAUCAAAUCAAUUUUUUGACGGUUACAAAUCUUCGCUUCCCUUACCUACUUUCUCUCUCUCAACGGAUUAAUUUUUCAAGCACUCAAAUCCUCCUCCUCGUCUUUUGUUUACUAAUGGCUGGUAGAAAGGAGGAGGGACAUACCUUCGAUUUGAGUAAAGAAGUCGGGUUUACUUCGUGUUCAUCGAUUUCGGAUAGUAGCGGUGAUGCUACCACUCCCAGAUCUCGUGGAAGUGGUGGUCAAACUAAACGCUCAUCACAAGCAGGCUGGACAGAUGAAGAGGACACCAUAUUAACUGAUGUAGUGAAGAAGUACAAUGGGAGGAACUGGAAGAAAAUAGCUGAAUCUAUUCCAGGACGAUCAGAUGUUCAAUGCCUGCAUCGCUGGCAGAAAGUUCUUAAUCCUGAACUAGUCAAAGGGCCUUGGACCAAAGAGGAAGAUGAUCGUAUUAAAGAGUUGGUUGAAAAGCAUGGCUGUAAGAAAUGGUCACUUAUUGCAAAACAUUUGGCUGGUCGAAUUGGCAAGCAAUGCCGGGAGAGGUGGCACAACCAUUUAGAUCCAGCCAUAAAGAAAGAUGCAUGGACAGAUGAGGAGGAAGCAACUCUUGCAUAUUACCACCAGAUAUAUGGCAACAAAUGGGCUGAAAUUGCUAGAUUCCUACCUGGAAGGACUGACAAUGCAAUUAAGAAUCACUGGAAUAGCACAAAGAGGAGACUAGAUCUAAACAUGCCACCGGCUUUUCCUACUAGAAAUAUAGCCCCUGAGCUUAGUGUAGUUAAAAAGAGAAACAGGGGAAUGGAACAGAACACCAGUGAAAAUAAGUUUUCUACCCAAACAAAUACUUGCUCGACAAAUUUGGCUCUUGGAAAUAGUAAAAUUGGUUUUACCAAUGAUGACUCUCUAGGGUUUGCUAGGUAUGCAAAAAUCCACAAAGUUGAACCAUCAACUUCCCCGGAUUUGAAACCUGAUAAUUCCUUUUUAAGUCUGUCAAUAUUGGGAUUUAGUGAGGGCAGUACUCAAAUGACUGAGAUUUAUGAAACACCUCCUAGUCGCUCUGUGUGUUACCAGCCUAAGAAGUUGGCCAAAUUUGUAGAAAAUGGUGGAUCUGGAACGCCAAGUACAGCCAACAGUUCUAAAUGCGAUCAAAUUUCUUGCUCUACUCCCCCUGGUCUUGCAUUAAGUAUCUCCAUUAAUAGUAGCAGUCCAGAAUCUAUUUUGAGGAAUUCGGGACUCAGUUAUAAGAAUACUCCUUCCAUCAUAAGGAAAAGAACUCCAAGGAAAACUGCUGGUCAUGACUGCAGCAAAGAUGUUGAGACUAGUGACCUGGAAAAAGAAAAGUGUGAUUCAGUCUCUUGGCUGCAUAGAUCUCAACCGUCUUUAGGGAGACGUUUGGACUACAUGUUCGAUGCAGAGUGUGACCCAACCAUAGUUAGAUGUUGCAGCCCAGGUUCUGUUGCUCCAUCCUCAAAAGCAAAUGUGAUGCUGACUCCUUGAUUUAGUUCAGUUAACAUAAUAAAUCUCCUAAGACAACCUGUGAUAUAUAAUAUAUAGCAAAUGGUGGUGCAAUGGAAGUCGCUAGCUUGAUAGAAUUCAGGUGAUAAAAAUGGCUUGUUUUUGCCUGAUACUUGUUUGGCUGGAUCCAGAUUCCCAUCUCAAAACUUCAUACUUUAAUUAAUAAUGGCACCAUACUUCUUAUGUGAAUAUUAUUAUUAUCUUUUUUCUUUCCUGUAAGACAGACAGACAGACAGUUUUGUUUUGGACUGACUGACUAUAUGAUGGUAUCAAUAAUUGAGUAUGGUUGUGUUACUAAUGAAAGAUACAACUUUUGAUUC